Molecule: messenger RNA, 6402 nt
Organism: Choloepus didactylus (southern two-toed sloth)
Lineage: Eukaryota; Metazoa; Chordata; Mammalia; Pilosa; Megalonychidae
Gene: ZNF142
Product: zinc finger protein 142
Exons: 9
Coding region: 664-6213 (1849 amino acids)
Biological process (GO): regulation of transcription by RNA polymerase II
Cellular component (GO): nucleus
Molecular function (GO): RNA polymerase II transcription regulatory region sequence-specific DNA binding; DNA-binding transcription factor activity, RNA polymerase II-specific
Source: RefSeq, a predicted model, not a curated record
UACUCCUCGGGCUUUCACGCCGUGGGGGGAGGAAGGAGGCGGAAACUAUAGAGAAAACCAUAGACUACCCCGUCACCUGACAAGAAGAAGAGAGAGCGGCCUCAAUACGCCAGAUGUGCUAGAGGCUGCUGGGGCGGAGGCGGUCGCACAAAGGGCGUCCCGGGAGAUCGCUCCAGCCGCUGGUUGACCAUGAAGAUGCGGCUCCGGCCGGCUCUGGGCCGGGAGGUGAGUGAGUGACUGCGGGGCGGGAAUUGGAGGAGGGUGCGGGUGGAGCCAGCAGGAGGCGAAAGUUUCUCAACCCGAAGACGAAGGUGGGCCUGGCCGGUGGAAGUCUGGAAGGAAGUGUUGAACAGAGCACGCCGACGAGCGAGGCCUCGCCGCAUGACACCAGCCCCGCGCCUCUGCCGCGUCAUUGCUUUGGAUUGCCCGGGCUGCCUCCUCAGAACCAUAAUCCUGACGAUGCUCCUUCCCAAGCCUUGCAGAUUACAGAACGCCUUUCCCAUUUACUGGCUGCUGUGAUCUCCUCUCCCGCCCGACUAUGUGGACCCUGUCAUGACCUCCACUUUACAGAUGGGAAAACUGAGGCCCAGAGAAGCUACUGUAACUGUCCAACGCCACGCGCUCCUCAGCACUUAAGAGGCCACAGCGCCCAAAUCGGUGGUGAUGACAGACUCCUUAUUGGACUCCCAGCCAGCCAAAAGCACGAGGGAGAUGGAAGGACUGUGCCCUGAACUGUUGCUGAUCCCCCCACCUCUCCCUAACCGUGGAGUCCUGGGACCCAUGCAGAGCCCCUGCCCCUCUGGGAACCUCACACCUCUGCCUGCUGACCCAGGCUGCCUGCUGGUAGAGGCCACAGCAACGGAAGAGGGCACGGGAAACAUGGAGAUCAUUGUGGAAGCAGUCGCUGGAAACCUGUCUCCAAGUACUCCUGGAGAGACCCCAGGUGUCCUGGUAAAGGUGGUGGAGGUGUACUUCUGUGAGCGCUGUGAGCAGAGCUUCGCAGAGCCCACUCUGCUUGCCCUGCACCAGUGCACUGAGACCCUUAUACAGCCUGUGCAGGGCCUUUCUAGCCCCUUGGGCUCUUCAGAGCUGCCCCCUAGCAACCUCACCCUCCCUGGCCCUCUGCAAGGCCAGAGCUCACCAAAUAGCCCUCUGCCAUGCCCCGUGUGUAGACAGGAGUUUGCCCAACCUCAGGCCCUGAAGAGCCACUUCAAGAUUCACCGAGGCACUCCAGACAUCUUCUCCUGCCCAGAGUCUGGCUGUGUGUUCUCCACUGAAGAUCGCAAGGGUCUACAGCACCACCUGAGGCAGACACACAGAGCGGUUCCUGUACCCUGUUCUUUCCGGGGCUGCCCCUUGCUCUUUGGGAGCCAGCAGGACAUGGAGCUGCACCGGCAGACCCAUUACCCUUUCCACUGCAGCCACUGCAGCUUCGUGGGCUCCAACGUCAAACUCUUCAGGCAGCAUCAGCGGAGCCAUGGAACUGGGACACAGGGAGAACCUUCUGCCAUUCAGAGCCUUCCAUCCCAGGAGCUGCUGCCAGCACCCAAACUGCCCCCAGGAGAGGGAGAGCCAUCAGAUGGGGCAGAUGCACCCUUGCCUGGGCAGGAAUCAGCUGAAGAGGAGGAAGUAGUGGAAGAGGAGGAGAGUGGCACCCAGAAGGACACCCAGAAAGCCCUGGAAAAAAGCCAGGAGAUUCAGGAGUUGGAAGGGGAUGCAGCUUCCAGUGCCGAGUCCUUCUUCAAGACUCACAUGUGUCCAGAGUGCAAGCGCUGCUUUAAGAAGCGGACACAUCUGGUGGAGCACCUACAUCUGCACUUCCCAGACCCCAGCCUCCAAUGCCCCAACUGCCAGAAGUUCUUCACCAGUAAGAGCAAGCUCAAGACCCAUCUACUGCGGGAGCUGGGCGAGAAGGCCCACCGCUGCCCGCUCUGCCACUACAGUGCAGUGGAGAGGAAUGCACUCAACCGCCACAUGGCCAGCAUGCACGAGGCUAUUUCCAACUUCUACUCAGACACCUACACCUGUCCUGUCUGCCGUGAGGAAUUCCGCCUCAGUCAGGCUCUCAAGGAGCACCUCAAGAGCCACACAGCUGCAGCUGCCACAGAGCCGUUGCCUCUUCACUGCUUUCAGGAGGGCUGCAGCUAUGCAGCGCCUGACCGCAAAGCCUUCUUAAAGCACCUGAAGGAGGCCCAUGGGGUGCGGGCUGUGGAGUGCCGCCAUCACUCAUGCCCCCUGCUCUUCGCCACAGCCGAGGCCAUGGAGGCCCACCACAAGAGCCACUAUGCCUUCCACUGCCCUCACUGUGACUUCGCCUGCUCCAACAAGCACCUGUUCCGCAAACAUAAGAAGCAGGGCCACCCUGGCAGUGAAGAACUGCGCUGUACCUUCUGUCCCUUCGCCACCUUCAACCCUGUGGCCUACCAGGACCAUGUAGGCAAGAUGCAUGCUCAUGAGAAGAUCCACCAGUGCCCCGAGUGCAACUUUGCCACUGCCCACAAAAGGGUGCUUAUCCGACACAUGCUGCUUCAUACAGGUGAGAAACCUCACAAGUGUGAGCUGUGUGAUUUCACAUGCCGGGAUGUGAGCUACCUGUCCAAGCACAUGCUGACACACUCCAAUGCCAAGGAUUACAUGUGCACUGAGUGUGGUUAUGUCACCAAGUGGAAGCACUACCUCAGCGUGCACAUGCGAAAGCAUGCAGGAGACCUCAGAUACCAGUGCAACCAGUGCUCCUAUCGCUGUCACCGGGCAGAUCAGCUGAGCAGCCACAAGCUGCGGCAUCAAGGCAAGUCCCUGAUGUGUGAGGUGUGUGCCUUCGCCUGCAAGCGGAAGUAUGAGCUACAGAAGCACAUGGCGUCGCAGCAUCAUCCUGGCACGCCAGCCCCACUCUACCCCUGCCGCUACUGCAGCUACCAGAGCCGCCAUAAGCAGGCCCUGCUGAGCCACGAGAACUGCAAACAUACUCGCCUCCGUGAGUUCCACUGUGCCCUCUGUGACUACCGUACCUUCAGCAACACUGCCCUCUUCUUCCACAAGCGCAAGGCCCAUGGCUAUGUGCCUGGGGACCAGAGCUGGCAGCUCCGCUAUGCCAGCCAGGAGCCAGAGGGGACCAGACAGUGCCCAACACCCCCACCAGACUCAGAGCCCUCAAAUCAGCUGUCUGGUCAGCCUGAGGAGCCAGGCCAUGACCUGGGGACUGUGGUUAACCCCAGCUUGAACCAGGCCUCACCAGAGACAAACGAAGAUGGUGCCAGGAGACAGGAUGGCAGUGAGGCUCCUCAGGGGGGUGACCUGGUUGGCAGUCCAAGCCCAGUGGAGGUAGAUGAGAGCAGCUGCACACUACACCUAGAGGCCCUGGGAGUAGAGCUGGAGCCCAUGGCCGAGCCACCCCUUGAAGAAAUUACGGAAACAACCCCUGUGGAGUUCAGGCCCCUGGAUCCCUCGGGGCCUCUGGAACUCGAAGGACCACAUGGAACUUUGACAGAGCUGCCCAGCUUUGAAGGCAUUGAGCCAUCUGGCUUGGGUGCUGAAGAAGAGCCCAUUCUGGAGAAGCCAGAACCUGAGGACCCCAGAAAUCCCCCAUCUUCAGAGGAGCCCCCUAACAGCUGGAUGGAAACUUUCAAGGCAACUCCACCUGCUGAGACAGCAUCCUUGUCCCCAUUCCCUGAAUCAGAGUCAUUACUUAAGGCCCUAAGGAGGCAGGACAAAGAACAGGCAGAGGCACUGGUGCUGGAGGGGCGAGUGCAGAUGGUAGUGAUACAGGGAGAGGGACAGGCCUUCCGCUGCCCGCACUGCCCUUUUAUCACCCGCAGGGAAAAGGCCCUGAGUCUGCACUCCAGGACUGGGUGCCAGGGCCACCGAGAGCCCCUACUGUGCCCUGAGUGUGGAGCUAGCUUCAAGCAACAGCGUGGCCUCAGCACCCACCUGCUGAAGAAGUGUCCUGUUCAGCUCAGAAAGAACAAGGGCUUGCUGAGACCAGAUUCACCUAUCCCUCUGCAUCCUCUGCCCACGGGCAUCCAGGCCUCAGAAGAUGCAGAGGGUGCAAAGCCCCCAUCUGCACCAUUAGAAAUAGAAUUAGGGCUCCCAAAAGAGGCUCCUGUGCUGCCCAGAGAACCAGAAGAAAUAGGGGAGCCUCCUGCCACACCCUCUGGCUCCCCAGUCCCUCCUGCAGGGAACUCCUCACCCAUAGAGACCCCUGAGAAGUUCCACUUUGAGCAGGGCAAGUUUCAUUGCAACUUGUGCCCAUUUCUUUGUUCUCGGCUCUCCUCCAUUACCUCUCAUGUGGCUGAAGGCUGCCGUGGGGGGCGUGGUCGGGGAGGGAAGCGAGGGGCCUCCCAGACCAAACCUAUUGUGUCCCCCCUGAGCAAUGGGAACUCUGCUCCCCUGACCAGUAGGGGUAGAGAGUCCAGUCCUGGUGGUGGGGACACAGCUCUGGCUCCAAGGCAGAAGGGGGCUCGCUUCUCCUGCCCCACAUGCCCCUUUAGCUGCCAGCAGGAGCGGGCUCUGCGAACUCACCAGGCCCGGGGCUGCCCCCUCGAGUCUGGAGAGCUGCACUGUGGCCUCUGCCCGUUCACUGCCCCUGCUCCUGCUGCCCUGCGGCUCCACCAAAAGAGGCGGCACCCCACUGCAGCCACAGCCCGUGGCCCCCGGCCCUCUCUGCAGUGUGGGGACUGCGGCUUCACCUGUAAACAGAGCCGUUGCCUGCAGCAGCACCGGCGGCUCAAACAUGAAGGGGUGAAGCCACACCAGUGCCCUUUCUGUGACUUUUCCACCACCAGGAGGUACCGGUUAGAGGCACACCAGUCCCGGCAUACGGGUGUUGGCCGCAUCCCCUGCAGCUCCUGCCCCCAGACAUUUGGUACCAACUCGAAGCUUCGCUUGCACCGGCUGAGGGUGCAUGAUAAAACCCCCACCCACUUCUGUCCACUCUGUGACUACAGUGGCUACCUCCGCCACGACAUCACUCGCCAUGUCAACAGCUGCCACCAGGGUACCCCAGCCUUUGCCUGCCCCCAGUGUGAAGCCCAGUUCAGCUCAGAGACAGCACUCAAGCAGCAUGCUCUGCGCCGGCACCCCGAGCCCGCACCUCCAGCCCCUGGCUCUCCGGCAGAAGCCACCGAGGGCCCCUUGCACUGUUCCCGCUGUGGGUUGCUAUGCCCCAGCCCUGCCAGCCUGCGAGGACACACCCGUAAACAGCACCCACGCCUUGAGUGUGGGGCCUGCCAAGAGGCCUUCCCUACCCGGCCAGCACUGGAUGCACACCGGAGGCAGCAGCAUUUCAGCCACCGCUGCCAGCUCUGUGACUUUGCUGCCCGGGAACGAGUAGGCCUGGUGAAGCACUACCUGGAGCAACAUGAGGAUAUGACAGCCGCAGCAGUGGCCUCAGAUGGGGACAGGGAUGCUAGCCAGCCCCCUCUGCACUGCCCCUUUUGUGACUUUGGGUGUCGCCAUCAGCUGGUGUUAGAUCACCAUGUGAAGGGGCAUGGGGGCACCCGGCUAUACAAGUGUACCGACUGUGCUUACAGCACCAAGAACCGCCAGAAGAUCACGUGGCACAGCCGUAUCCACACCGGGGAAAAGCCCUACCACUGUCACCUCUGCCCCUAUGCCUGUGCUGACCCCUCUCGCCUCAAGUACCACAUGCGGAUCCACAAGGAAGAACGGAAGUACCUGUGCCCUGAGUGUGGCUACAAGUGUAAGUGGGUCAACCAGCUCAAGUACCACAUGACCAAGCACACAGGGUUAAAGCCAUACCAGUGUCCAGAAUGUGAGUACUGCACCAACCGGGCUGAUGCCCUGCGCGUGCACCGGGAGACACGGCACCGGGAAGCCCGGACCUUCAUGUGUGAGCAGUGCGGCAAGGCCUUCAAGACACGCUUCCUGCUGCGCACCCACCUCCGCAAGCACAGUGAGGCCAAACCCUAUGUGUGCAAUGUGUGCCACCGUGCUUUCCGCUGGGCUGCUGGACUGCGCCACCAUGCCCUCACUCACACCGACCGCCACCCCUUCUUCUGCCGCCUCUGCAGCUACAAGGCCAAGCAGAAAUUCCAGGUGGUCAAGCAUGUGCGCAGGCACCACCCCGACCAGGCUGACCCAAACCAGGGCGUGGGCAAAGACCCCACCACCCCCACGGUGCACCUGCAUGACGUACAGUUAGAGGAUCCCAGCCCUCCCGCUCCUGCUGCUCCCCCCACCGGACCAGAAGGCUGAGAACCUACCCCUCCUUCCAGACAAGAAGAGGGUAUCGUCUGAGAUGUGCAUACUGGAACCAGAGUUUGCCUGAGGAGCUCAGGGCCUAAGGAAGGGCUGGCUUGGGGUUGUCAGGGAGGCUGGACCCCUCCUGGACUCUGGCUGUAGUAUUUUGAAGUUGAUGGCUAUAUAAAAGAGACAUGAACCACA